AUGAAUCACCUGGCUCUUUCAUUGGGUUUUGGCUUCUUGUUUCAGGCCAUUAAAACAUUUUUAUUUACUUAUUUUCCUUCCAUAUCAUUGGCUGCCUCACAGGGGCUUUUCCCAAGACUGGAGAAUGUGGGUGCUUUCAAGAAUGUUUCAACUGCACCAACCCAAGUAACUUGUGGACUACCAGACCGAAGCCUCUUUUGUCAUAGCUCUGUGGAGGCUGAAAGUAUUCAGAAUUGUAUCCAGAGGUUUUGCAUUCAGGAUUGUCCAUCCAGAUCUUCACCCUCUAGGUACACUGCCUUAUUGUCUGCAGGCCUUAAGAGCUGCAUCACUGCAGACAAGCAUGACCUGCCUCCCAACUCCCCUAGCAAUUCUACAAGCUUUAUUUUUGGAUAUAGCAAGAAUUGCUUUUCUUCUCCUUCUCCUUCAAGACUGGCAGCAUCAUUUACUUUAAUUGUGUGGUUGAAACCUGAACAAGAAGAUGUAAUGUGUGUUAUAGGAAAGGCAGUGGAUGAGCAGAUUGUGUUCAAACUUACAAUAUCUGCGAAAGAGACCAUGUUUUAUUAUUGCACAGUAAAUGGUUUGCAGCCUCCAAUAAAAGUAAUGACACUGGGGAGAAUUCUUGUGAAGAAAUGGAUUCAUCUUAGUGUGCAGGUGCAUAGGAAAAAAAUUAGUUUCUUCAUCAAUGGUCUGGAAGAAGAUAAUACAGCUUUUGAUGCAAGAACUCUAAGUGGCCCAAUUAUCAAUGUUACCUCUGGCAUUAUAUGAAUAGGACAGAGUUUAAAUGGUUUACAGCACUUUGUUGGAAGAGUGCAAGAUUUUCGAUUAUACCAAGUGGCACUUACAAACAGGAAAAUGUUACAGUAAUUCUUUGGGAAUGGUGUUUUUCCUGGGGGCAAAGAUUUCAUAUUAUGUAGUCAAUUUGGUUUCUGUGUAUUCUAUCUUGUGAGCUCUGUGUACACAGCCAUUUUUAUGUUGUUUAAGGGGUUCUAUGUUGCUAUUCAGUUUUUUAGUCCUCAACCAACAGCAAUAAGGAUUCAAAGGAAGAAAGAGGACAGCCUAUAUUGGGAAGACUGGCAAUAUUUUGCUAGAAAUUGCAGUGAUAUUGGAAUGAGAAACAAUGGAGAUUUGAAAACUCCUGAUUCUGUGAACUGCCUUCAGCUUCCCAACUUCCCUCCACAUUCCCAUGGUAAUGUCACAUUUACCAUCCUGACACCUCAACGUCCUGGAUACAAUGACUUCUAUAACAGCCCAUCUCUUCAAAAGUUUGUAAGUCAUUUCCAUGGGCAGUACUAUACAACUGAGACUGCUGUCAACUUCAAACCCAGAUACUACUCGGUGGAUGAAAUCACCUUCAGUGGGAGAUGUCAGUGCAAUGGUCAUGCUGAUGCCUGUAAUACAGAGAGCCAACCCAGAUGCAUUUGCUCUCAGGAAAGCUUCACUGAAGGACGUCAUUGUGAUCACUGUUUGCCUCUUUAUAAUGACAAGCCUUUCUGUCAAGCUGAGGAAGAUCAUGCUUACAACUGUAAACACUGUGAAUGCCACCGUCAUUCCAGAAGCUGCCACUACACCAGUUCUGUGGACCCUUUCCCUUCUGACCACUAUAGAGGGGAUGGAGGAGUUUGUGAUUAUUGUGAACAUAACACUACAUGAAGGAACUGUGAGCUGUGUAAGGAUUACUUUUUCCAACUUGGUGCAGAUCCUUCAGCCAGAGAUGUUUGUGCACCCUGUGAUUGUUAUAAAGUUGGCACUAGAAACAACAGCCUUCUUUGUGAUAAGAUUGGAGGCCAGUGUAAUUGUAAGAGACAUGUGUCUGGGAGACGGUGCAAUCAGUGCCAGGAUGGAUUCUACAAUCUUCAAGAGUUGGAUCCUGAGGGCUGCAGUCCCUGCAAUUGUAAUACCUCUGGGACAGUGAAUGGAGAUAUUAUCUGUCACCAAAAUUCAGGUCAGUGCAAGUGCAGAGCAAAUGUUAUUGGGCUUAGGUGUGAUCACUGUGAAGUUGGAUUUAAAUUUCUCCGAAGUUUUAGCAAUGAUGGAUGUCAGCCCUGCAGGUGUAACCUCCAUGGUUCAGUCAACAAGUUCUGCAACCCUCUUUCUGGGCAAUGCAAGUGCAAAAAAGAAGCCAAAGGACUUCAGUGUGACACCUGCAGAGAAAACUUUUAUGGGUUGGAUGUCACUGGUUGUAAGACCUGUGAAUGCAAUAUGUCUGGAACCCUUCCUGGGACGGUCUGUGAUGCUAAAACAGGGCAGUGCAGCUGUAAACCCAAUGUUGGAGGAAGACAGUGCAAUCAAUGUUUAGAAGGUUACUUCUACCUACAACAGCAAAACAGUUCUUUCCUCUGCCAGCCUUGUAACUGUAAUAAGACUGGGACAGUAAAUGGCUCUCUGCUGUGUGAGAAAUCAACAGGACAAUGUCUUUGCAAAUUAGGGGUAACAGGUCGUCACUGUAAUCAGUGUAAACCUCACAGGUACAAUUUCACCAUUGGCAAUUUUCAAGGCUGCCAGAUGUGUAAGUGUGACUCUUUGGAGACACUGCCUGGGACCAUUUGUGACCCAAUCAGUGGCCAGUGCCUAUGUUUGUCUAAUCUUCAAGGAAGAAGGUGCAAUCAGUGUCAACCAGGUUUUUACAUUUCUCCUGGCAAUGCCACUGAUUGCUUACCAUGUUCAUGCCAUAUAACUGGUGCAGUUAAUCAAAUUUGCAAUAGCAUAACUGGUCAAUGUGUUUGCCAAGAUGCCUCCACUGAUGAGCAAAGUUGUGACCACUGCAAGGACCAUUACUUUGUAUUUGAUCCUCAGACUGGAAGAUGCCAGCCUUGCAAUUGUCAUGUCUCAGGAGCCUUGAAUGAAAGCUGUCAUUCUGUCACGGGUCAGUGUUUCUGUAAACGAUUUGUCACUGGCUCAAAGUGUGAUGUGUGUGUUCCCAGUGCAAGCCAUUUGGAUGUCAACAGUCUAUUGGGUUGAAGCAAAACUCCAUCCCAGCAACCUCCACCCAGAGGACAAGUUCAAAGUUCUUCGACUAUCAAUCUAUCUUGGAGUCCACCUGAUUCUGCAAACGCCCACUGGCUUUCUUACAGUUUAUUCAGGAAUGGUUUUGAAAUAUACACAACUGAAGAUCAAUACCCAUACAACAUGGAAAAUGAUAAUGGUACCUUUAAGGCAACCAAAGAGGAUAAUUAUAAGAUUGAAUUGUACAUGAAAAGAUUGAAUUCUAAUGGAGAAACCAUGCCUGCAAAAAAUACAGUUUGUCAGAACAGCUGGUUCAAUCCUCGCACAUUUUCGGCCAAUGAAAAUGCUUUACAACCUCUUCAAACAAUCACAGUCAUCACUGGAUUGGAGCCAUAUACCAAAUACAAAUUUAGAGUCUUAGCUAUGAAUAUGGCUGGUAGUAUAUCUUCUACAUGGACGUCAGAAAGAACAGGAGAAUCAGUGCCUGUGUUCAUGAUCCCUCCUUCAGUAUUUCCUCUCUCACCAUACUCUCUCAGUGUAUCCUGGGAGGAGCCUCCACAUCACAUCACAAAGGGAGAAGUGGGGUACAACAUCGGUAUGAUUUCAGAGAAGUCAACUCAACAAUCUAUUCCAGUGACAUCUUCACAGGUAUUGCAUAGUCUUGAGUCAUCAAGUUUGUCUUAUGGUGUUACUGGUAGAAAACCAUGGAAAAUUUACAUGUUCACAGUGACCCUAUGCAAUGCAAAAGGUUGUUGUAGCAGUGCAGUUGCAAAAUGGGAAAUUGUGGCUGCAUCACCAGCCCAACUGAGGUCACCUCCUAUCAAAGUAAUCAACAGCACAACCAUCCAUCUUAAAUGGUUUCCACCUGAAGAACUGAAUGGGCCCUCUCCUAUAUAUCAUCUGGAAAGGCGAGCGUCAUCUCUAGGAGCUCCGAGGGCCAGAAUGAUGAAAGGAAUUCGUUUUACCGGAAAUGGAUAUUGUAAAUAUCCAAGUUCUACUGUGCCAGUCAAUAGAGAUUUUACAGGUAUUAAGGCCAGCUUCCGAACAAGGGUGCCUGAAGGUUUGAUUGUUUUGGCAGCAACCCCUGACAAUCAAGAGGAGUAUUUUGCACUUCAGUUGAAGAAUAGGCGUCCUUAUUUUCUUUCUGAUCCUCAGGGAUCUUCAGUGGAAAUUACAACAACUAAUGAUAGUGGUAAAGAAUACAGUGAUGGUAAAUGGCAUGAAGUAAUCACUAUUAGACAUCAGGCUAAUGGACAAAUCACUCUGGAUGGGCAGUAUACAGGUUCCUCAGCAACCCUGAAUGUUACCACAGUUACUGGAGAUACCACAAGACUUUUUGUGGGAGGGCUGUCACAAGAUUACACCAUCCUCAGAAAGGAUCAUGCGAUAAAUCCAAAGGGCUUUGUGGGUUGUCUCAAGGAUGUGCAUUUUUUGAAGAAUCAAAAUCCCUCUACUGUCUGGGAACCGGACUGGCAGAGUUCGGAAGAGCAAGUCAGUGUGUGUAGCAGCUGGGCAGGAUGUCCCACUUCAUUAAAAGAGGCAUUCCAGUUCCUAGGAGCAAGGUUCCUGGAACUUCAUUCAUAUAUAUUUACUUGUGGAAUGGACUUUGAGAUUUUCUUUAAGUUCAAAACUGACCAGUUGAAUGGAUUGCUUCUUUUUGUUUACAACAAAGAUGAACCAGACUUUCUUGCUAUGAAGCUAAAAAGUGGAACAUUGAGGUUCCUGUUAAAUACCAAUCUUACGUUUAUGCAAGUGGGUCUAUGGCUGGGGCUGUCUUAAUGUGAUGGAAAGUGGAAUAAAGUGACUAUGAAAAAGGAAGCUUCAGUCAUAUGGACAAGUAUGAAUGAGCUGACAGAGCAUGUAUCAGAGUCCAGGGUCCAGCCUCUGACGGUGAAUUCCCCCAUCUACCUAGGAGGAAUCCCACAGGAACUGCACAGCACUUUUAAACAACUGAGUUUAAAACAACGUUUCGGUAGUUGCAUGAAGGAUGUUACAUUUACACGGGGUGCUGUCGUUACCUUGGCAUCUGUGUCCAGUAGUGCUGUCAGAGUCAAUCUGGAUGGAUGUCUAUCAACUGACAGCGCUGUUAACUGCAAGGGAAAUGACUCCAUCCUGGUUUGGGGGAAGGAACACAGUGUUUUUGAGACUUGUCUCCAGCCUUUCACAGAAUACCUGUAUCGAGUGAUUGCCUCCGACAAAGGAGGUUCAGUAUAUAGUGACUGGAGUCGGGGAUACACAACAGGAGCAGUUCCUCAAAGCAUGCCAACUCCCUUAAGAGCCAGCAGCAUAAAUGGAUAUAGCAUUGAAGUGACUUGGGAUAAGCCUAUUGUGGUUAGAGGUGUAAUUGAGAAGUACAUUCUGAAAGCAUACAGUGACGACAAGUCCCAACCACCCCUUGUGCCCUCAGCCAGUGCUGAGCUGAUCAACAAACACCAAGUCACUGGCAUAUUGACAGGCUUGCUACCCUUCAAAAACUAUGCAGUGACCCUAACUGCCUGCACUUUGGCUGGCUGCACUGAGAGCUCACAUGCAUUGAACAUCUCUACUCCACAAGAAGCUCCACAAGAGGUUCACCCACCAGGAGCCAGAUCUCUUCCCAAAUCUUUGUUAGUCUUCGGGAAACCACCCAAACAAGUAAAUGCCAUUAUAACUCAGUACUCUUUAUACAUGGAUGGAAUGCUGAUCUGUUCAGGCAGGGAGAACUACACAGUCACAGCAUUGGUGGUUGCUGGGUUGCAACAACCAAGGAAAAUAAAUGGAAUUCUGGAGCGCUAUGUAUUAUAUAUUUCAAAUCACACGCAUGAUUUUACAAUUUGGGAUGUCCUACAUAACAGUACAAAACUUUUUCAGGAUCACAUGCUACAGUAUCUUUCUCCUGGCAAUGAACAUCUCAUCAAGCUGGAAACUUGCACUGGUGGGUGUACUGUGAGUGAGGCCAGUAAGGCCCUUACUGAAGAGAACAUUCCAGAAGGAGUGCCUUAGCCCAGAGUACACUCAUAUUCACCUGACUCCUUUAACAUCUCCCGGACUGAGCCUGAAUCUCAGAAUGGUAUUAUAACAAGCUAUGGGUUAUAUCUACAUGAUGUAUUAAUUCACAAUUCCUCAGAACUCAGCUGUCAUGCUCAUGGAUUCAUUCCUUGGAACUUGCAUUCCUUCUGAGUCCAGGCAUGCACCGUCAAAGGCUGUGCAAUGGGCCUGCUGGUGGAAAAUCGAACUCUAGAAGCCCCUCCUGAAGGACCAGUAAAUGUGUUUAUCAAAACAGAGGGAAGCAGAGAAGCCCAUGUAAAGUGGGAAACUCAUUUUUCCCCUAAUGGAUGCUUAACAUACUCUGUCCUUUUUACUGGAAUUUUCUAUGCAGAUCAAGUCAAUAAUAACUACACCAUUUUGAAUGGAACACAAAUCAUGUACAGCAGUGAGAGUACCAACUACUGGGUGCUUGUCAAUGGAUUGAUUCCCUUCACUAACUAUUCUGUACAAGUGAAUGUUUCAAACACCCAAGGCAGUUUGACAAGUGAUCCUAUAGUGAUUACAAUGCCUCCAGGAGCUCCAGAUGGCGUCCUGCCUCCAAGGCUUUCAUCUGCCGCUCCAACCAGUCUUCAGGUUGUCUGGUCUACACCAGUUCAUAACAACGCUCCCGGCUCUCCCAGAUACCAACUCCAGAUGAGAACUGGCCGCUACAACCAUGGAUUGCUAGAGUGAUUAUUUUCCAGUCCUUCUGCAUCAUUAAGCUAUGAAGUGAGAGAUCUCCAACCGUACACAGUGUAUAAGUUUCGGCUGGUUGCCUCCAAUGGAUUUGGCAGUGCUCAUAGCUCUUGGAUUCCAUUCAUAACCAAAGAAGACAAACCUGGACCUAUAGAUGCUCCAGUUCUUCUAGGUGUGAAUUCAAGAAUGAUGUUGGUUGUUAUUACCCAUUAUAGCAUUUAUCAGCAUGGUCAUCUCUACUUGAAAACUUCUGGAAAUGUCUCUAGUUGCACAAUGGUCCAUCUACACCCAUACACCACCUACCAGUUUCAAAUAGAAGCUUGUACUUCAAGAGGAUGUUCCCUUUCAUCAGAGUCUCAGACUGUAUGGACAUUCCCAGAUGCCCCAGAAGGUAUCCGAAAUCCAGAACUGUUCUCUGAUACACCAACAUCUGUGAUUAUAUCUUGGCAACUCCCCACCCAUCCCAAUGGUUUAGUAGAAAACUUCACAGUUAAGAGAAGACCGCAAGGGAAGGAAGAAGUUACUACCCUGGUGGCUUUCCCAAGACUUCAUCCCAUGAGGUUUAUCAACAACACUCCUGCUCUUAGAUCUUGAACAAAAUAUGAAUACUGAGUACUGAUGAGCACAAAUGUCAGUGAUUGGGCAGAAGUUACCGCAAGACCCUCACAGACUGCUGUGGUACAGCCACCCAUGCAUGUUUAUCUUUUAUUUCAGGUCACUUGGAUACCCCCCUCCAUCCUGAAUGGAGAUAUACUUAGCUGUGAUAUUCGCAUGCUUGACCCUCAUAUCACAGUAACCAAUACUAAUUCCUCAGUGUUAGCUCAAAUUAUUACUAACCUGAUUCCUUUCACAAAUUAUUCUGUUACCAUGGUGGCUUAAUCAGGGAGAAAUGGAUAUUCAGGAGGCUGCACAGAUAGUUUACCCACCUAUGUUACCACCCACCCCACCUUACUUCAGGAUGUUGGCCCAUUGUUGGUGAUUCCACUAAGUGCAUUGUAUGUUUGGAUUUCUUGGCAGCCACCAUCCCAAGAAAAUUGACCUAAUUUGAGAUAUGAGCUUCUGAGAUGUAAAAUUCUGCAACCACUUGCAUCAAAUCCCCCAGAAGAUUUAAAUCUGUGGCACAAUAUUUAUUCAGGAACUCAGUGGUUUUAUGAAGAUAAGAGUCUUAGCAGGUUUACAACAUACAAAUAUAAGCUCUUUGUAUACAACGCUGUGGAUUGUGCUCCAAGCCAGGAAGCAACUGUGACAACAUUAGCUGGUCUUCCAGAGAGAGGGGCCAAUCUCACCACCCGGGCACUUAACCACACUGCUAUAGACAUGGAAUGGACUAAACCAACUCUUCAAGAUCUACAAAGCAGUGUUGAUUAUUAUAUACUCUUUUGGAGUUCUGCUAGCUCAAAUGAAUCUCUGAAAAUCCUCCAAGAUGUAAACUCCCAUGUCAUUGGCCACAUAAAUCCAAAUACAGAGUAUCAGAUUUUUAUCUCUGUCUCCCGUGGAGUUCACAGCAUCCGCAGUGGAAUUCUGUACACAACCACUUGUGAUGGAGAGCCUGAGGGCAUGCUUCCUCCAGAGGUUGUCAUCAUCAACAGUACAGCUGUACAUGUCAUCUGGACAUCUCCUUCAAACCCAAAUGGUGUUGUCACUAAGUAUCCCAUCUAUGGAAAUAAUAAGCUCUACAAGACUGGAAUGAAUGUGCCUGGGUCGUUCAUUCUGAGAGACCUGUCUCCCUUCACUAUCUAUGACAUUCAGGUUGAAGCCUGCACAAAGUAUGCCUGUGUGAAAAGCAAUGGAACCCAAAUCACUACUGUCGAAGAGACUCCAGGUGAUAUACCAACCCCCAUGAUUCACAGCAUCACCUCCAGAUCCCUUCAAAUUGACUGGGUAUCUCCUGUGAGGCCAAAUGGCAUCAUUCUUGGAUAUGCUCUUUCCCGGAAAACAUGGUAUCCAUGCUCUGUAGCCCGGAAGUUGAUGAAGAACAACAGUGAUGUGUGCAUGGGGGUGAAAUGUCAAAAACCAGAGACUAUCUGUGGAGACAUGUGCUGUUCUCCUGAAGCUAAGAUUUGUUGCAGUGGAAUUCUCUACAACCCCCAGCCUGGAUACAGCUUUUGUGAAGAGAAAUAUUUCCCAUUUGCUCUGAAAUCAAUGGGAAUUUGUUGUGGUGGCAGAAUACAGGAAGUACAACCAGGUCAUCAGUGCUACUCUGGGUAUUACGCUAGAAUUCUACCAGGUGAAGUAUGCUGUCCAGAUGAACAGCACAAUCGGGUUUCUGUUGGCCCUGGCGACUCCUGCUGUGGCAGAAUACCCUACUCCACCUCAGGACACUAGAUUUGCUGUGCUGGGAGGCUCCACAAUUGCCAUGGGCAGCAGUGUUGUGGUGGACAGAUUGUGAGCAGAGUAUUAGAGUGCUGCAGCGGAGAGGACGAAGGUGUGGUGUACUUGCGCCUUCCAGAGAUGUUCUGCUGUGGGCAGGAUUAUGUGAAUAUGUCAGAUACCAUAUGCUGCUCAGCUUCCAGUGGAGAGUCUAAAGCACAUGUUAAAAAGAAUGACCCAGUGCCAGUAAAAUGCUGUGAGACUGAACUUAUUCCAGAGAGCCAGAAAUGCUGUAAUGGAGUUGGAUAUAAUCCUUUGAAAUAUGUUUGCUCUGACAAGAUUUCAGCUGGAAUGAUGAUGAAGGAAUGUAAAAAAUGCUAGACUCUCUGCCCAGUAUCCAUGGAAGCCACAGCACAUUGUGGGAGGUUUGACUUCAACUUUUGCAAUCGUGUCUGCACUGUUAUAAAAGCGGCUCAUAAUUCCACGGAAAAGACAUCAAGCGAAGACAUAUGCUUCUCUGCUGAAGACAUUUCAUGCUCGAUCCACUAAGCCAGUACCAGCUCCUUUCUCUUUUCAGAUGUAAAUGUGGAGCAAUAUAUGACAUAUGAAUAUAGGAUUUCUGCAUGGAAUAGUUAUGGACAAGAAUUCAGCAAAGCUGCUAGAGCCAGUAAAAUAGAUGAUGUGCCCUAAGGAGUGGGUCCCCCUACCUGGACCAAGAUGGAUCAUGUUAAAGAUGUAAUAGUCUUGAACUGGAAGAAACCUAUACAGCCAAAUGGUCAUAUAAUUUACUACAUUCUCCUCCGAAAUGGGACUGGAUGCUUUUGGGGAACAUCAUUAACCUUCUCUGAUCCAAAGGGAAUUCAUUCUUUUCAGGAAUAUUCAUAUGAGCUGAAAGCAUGCACAGUUGCUGGCUGUACUGCCAGCAGAAAGGUAGUUGCAGCCACUACCCAAGGAGUUCCAGAGAGCAUGCUGCCAUCACGAAUCACAGACUCAAGUGCAGAGACUUUGCAUUUGAGCUGGAGUGUCCCUGAGAAACCAAAUUAUGUCAUUAAAGAGUAUCAGCUCAGGCAGGUUGGGAAAGGUCUUAUCUAUACUGAUACCUCUGACAGGAGGCAGCAUCCUAUCACAGGUCUCCUGCCAUACAGAAACUACAGCUUCACAAUUACAGCUUGUACAUCUGCUGGAUGUACUUCAAGUGAACAUUUUCUAGGUCAGACACUUCAGGCAGCCCCUCAAGGAGUUUGGGUGACACCUAGACAUAUUAUCAUCAAUUCGACAACACUGGAAUUGUAUUGGAACCACCCAGAAAAGCCUAAUGACGUCAUUUCUCAGUAUCACCUGAAACGUCAUGGAACGUUGGUUGUCCUGGGUGGCAAUGAGGAGCAGAAUUUCACUGAUAAAAACUUGAAGCCCAACAGCAGAUACAUUUGCAAGUUAGAAGCCAAAACUGGAGGUGGUAGUAGUACAAGUGAUGAUUAUGUGAUACAAACACCAGGAUGGACCACAGAAGAAAUCCAGUCUCUGUAUAAUGUAACAGUAAAUGGACCUUAUUCCAUAUUUGUAGCUUGGACCCCACCAGGGAUUAUCACCCCUCAAGUGCCUGUAAAGUACAAUGUCUUACUCAAUGCUGAAAGCGAAGCACCUCUGAUCUCCCCUGUUGGUCAACAUCUUUCCAUCCUGCUGGAAAAGUUAGCCCCAUUAACACAGUAUGGGAUAAGGGUCCAAGCAUGUCAAAAUAGAGCUUGUGGAGUUAGCAAUAGGGUGUUUGUUAAAACAUCUGAUGAUGCUCCAAUGGAUCUUAAUCCCCCUGUUCUUAAUGCACUGGGGUCAGCUUGCAUAAAGGUUGAAUGGUUACUGCCUAAAAAACCCAAUGGAAUCGUCAUCAACUAUUUUAUUUACAGACGUCCUGCUGGCACUGAAGAAGAGUCCCUCUUAUUCAUCUGGUCAGGAGCCCUUGAAUUUACUGAUACCUCAGAUCUGAGGCCUUAAAGACUCUACGAAUACUGAGUCAAAGCCCAGAACUCCCAGGACUCAGUGGAGAGUCAGUGGUCAUCAGCACAGACCUUGGAAACCCCACCUCAAGAUUUGCCAACUCCUUGGUCUCAAGCUACCAGUGCACAUUCAGUUCUGCUGAAUUGGACAAAGCCAGAGUUUCCCCGUGGUAUUAUUACCCAGUACCUUGUGGUCUACCAAGAGAUACCAGGUGAUCCAACAUUGAAUGUGUCCAUCAUAUGUGCUUUUACAGUGAAGGGAACAAGCUAUCAAGCACACCUGUUCAGGUUAGAACCAUUCACAACAUAUCAUAUUGGUGUGGCGGCUGCAAACAAGGCAGGAGAAGUUUCAAGCCCCUGGACUGUGGUUCAAACCUUAGAAUCGUCCCCAAGUGGAUUGAACAACUUCACAGCAGAACAAAAAGAGAAUGGCCAUGCAUUGUUACUCCAUUGGUCAGAGCCUACAAGAAGCAAUGGUGUGAUUAAGACUUACAACAUCUUCAAUGAUGGUACCCUGGAGUAUACUUGCUUGAACCGUCAUUUUUUCUAGCGUCAUCUGACCCCUUUCACUCUCUACACACUGACCUUGGAGGCCUGCACCAGGGUGGGCUGUGCACACUCAGAGCCCCAGUCUCUGUGGACAGAGGAGGCCCCUCCCAGCUCUCAGUUGGUUCCCACAAUUCAGACAUUGGGGUCCACCAACAUUGAGCUGAGUUGGUUUGAACCUGUUAACCCAAAUGGAAUGAUAAUUCACUAUGAAGUGAUUCACAGAUGCUUCGAAGGGAAAGCUGGGGGCAACCAUACAAUCCCGGGAGAUGAGAAAAUUGUUUUCACGGACUAUAAUACUGAAAGGAACACCUUUAUGUACAAUGACACAGGUUUGCAGCCAUGGAUGCUCUAUGAAUAUAAAAUUGACACUUGGAAUUCAGCAGGCCAUACCUGUAGCUCAUGGAGUGUCGCAAAGACAAAACAAGCACUUCCAGAAGGUAUCUUUCUACCUGAACUAUCCCACUUGUCUGCGCAUCCCCAACGACUCCUAAUUUCCUGGACCCCACCAGAACAGCCUAAUGGCAUUAUCCAGUCCUAUCGGCUUCAAAAGAAUGGAAUAUUCUACCCUUUCAGCUUUGAUGCUCUGACUUUCAAUUAUACAGAUGAAGAACUGCUUCCUUUUUCCACAUACAGUUACGCAGUCAUGGCCUGCACAAGGGAAGGCUGCUCCACCAGCAAACCCCCCAACAUCAAAACUCCUGAGGCUGCUCCAGGAGGGCUCAGCUCUCCAGCUCUUUAGACCAUCAGUGCCACUCAAAUAAAUGUAUCUUGGUCACCACCAUCAAAUCAAAAUGGAAAGAUCACAAAGUAUCUACUUAGAUCUGAUGGUAAGGACUACCUUGCUGAGCAAGGCCAUUCCAUGCUGGUUUCUCACCUGCAACCUUAUACCCAAUAUAAUUACUCCCUAGUGGCCUGCACCAAUGGUGGUUGCACAGUUAGUGUGUCAGUAUCUGCCUGGACAUUGGAGGCCCCACCACAGAACAUGGGCGCUCCAAGAUUGCAAGUUACAGGCUCAGAAUCAAUAAAAAUCACCUGGAAACCUCCAAGAAACCCAAAUGGUCUAAUCAGAAGUUAUGAACUUAGGAGGGAUGGAGCUAUUGUAUAUACUGGACUAGAAAUCCCCUAUCACGAUUUUACCCUCAACCCAGGUAUGGAGUAUGGCUACACAGUGACUGCCAGUAACAGCCAAGGUGGUAUUUUGAAUCCACUUGUCAAAGAUCGAACCAACCCCUCAGCACCCUCAGGGAUAGAACCCCCAAAAUUCUAGGACCCUCAGGAGAUUUUAGUGUAUUGAGACCCUCCAGUGAAGACAAACGGCAGUAUUGUUAACUGUACUCUCUUCAUCCAUGAACUCUUUGAAAGAGAAGCAAAGAUUAUGCACAUAAACACAACUCAUGAUACUUUUGGUACCCGGUUGUUCGUAAUAAACCAGCUGCAGCCAUUUCAGAGGUAUGAAGUUCGCAUUCAAGCAUACACCAUGCUGGGAUGUGCAGCUAGUGACUGGACAUUCAUAGAGACCCCUGAAAUUCCACCUCUGAUGCAACCUCCUCCCCAUCUACAGGCACAGAUGGCUUCAGGAGGAGUGCAGCCCACUGUUUCCCUCUUGUGGGCAGGGCCACUUCAGCCAAGUGGAAAAGUUUUGUAUUAUGAAUUGUACAGAAGGCAAAUAGCAAAUGAACCUGGAAAAUCAAAUCCAGUGCUGACCUAUAAUGGAAGUUCAAACUUUUUUAUUGAUUCAGAACUAUUUCCGUUCACAGAAUAGGAAUAUCAGGUCUGGGCAGUAAAUUCAGCAGGAAAAGCACCCAGUAAUUGGACAUGGUAUAGAAUUGGGCCUGCACCCCCAGAAGGUCUCCAAACCCCCAAAUUCCACAAGGUCUCAUCUACCCAAGCAGUGGCCAACAUCAACGCCCCUGUAAACGGGAUUGUCAGUCUCUGUAGGCUGUUCUCCAACAAUACCAGUGGAACAGAGACGGUGAUGAGCUGCAAACUUUCUGAACUAAACACCCAGACAGACCCUGAACAACUACAGCCCCUCACGCCAUACUCCAUUGGGGUAGAGGCCUGUACUUGCUUCAACUGUUGCAGCAAAGGUCCACCAGCUGAACUGAGGACUCACCCUGCUCCACCCGCAAGACUGUCCUCUCCACAAAUCCAGACACUGGCAUCGAGAACGGCUUCCUUUCAGUGGAGUGACCGUAUGUCCCCAGAUGGUGUCAUUCAAAGAUGUGAACUCCAAUUCUAUGUGGUGUGCCCUCCCAACGCAGCCCUGCCCUGUACUCCCAGCCAAACAGAGACAAAGUACAAGGGGCUGGGGCAGCAAGCCAGCCUUGGGGGUCUCCAGCCUUACACAGACUACAGGCUGAGGGUGGUGCACAACGAGGUAGGCCGCUUGGCUUCCAAAUGGAUCCACUUCACCACCCAUAGAGAACUGCCUCAGUACCGAGCCCCAUUUUCCGUGGACAGUAAUUUGUCUGUGGUGUGUGUCAUCUGGAGCGGCACUUACCUCCUGAACGGCCCGCUGAAGGAGUACAUGGUGAUGGAUGGAGGGCAGAGUGUGUACGGUGGCUUAGACACCACCUUUUACGUACAAAGGACGGCGAACAAAAUUCUUCCUUUUGUCAACUUCCUUUUCCAGGUCAUCUGCAUUACAGACAAAGGAAGUGUUAAGACACCUUUGAUCCAAUAUGAUACUACUUUUGAACCUGGUGUGGUGCCAACAACUCCUGGAGAAAAGAGAGGGUCGGGAAGCAAAACCACGGAGUUCUACAAUGAGCUAUGGUUCGUUGUGUUAAUGGCAAUGCUGGGCCUGAUUUUGUUGGCUAUUUUUCUGUCCCUGAUACUGCAAAGAAAGAUCCACAAGGAGCCGUAUGUUAGAGAGAGGCCACCCUUAGUUCCUCUUCAGAAGAGGGUAUCUCCACUGAGUGUCUGCCCACCGGGAGAAUCCCAAGUGGGAUUGGCUGAUACCAAAAUUCCUCAGUCUGAGACACCUGUGAGUAUCCGGAGCACCUGGAGCGUGUCUGUUCUGCGAAUCCCAAGUCAAAGUCAAAUCAGCCAAACCUGUUCCCAAGGAUCUCUCCAUCGCAGUGUCAGUCAGCUCAUGGACAUUCAAGACAAGAAAGUCUUGGUUGACAGUUCGCUGUGGGAAACUAUCAUGGGCCAGGAUAGUGGACUGUAUGUGGACGAAGAUGACCUGAUGAAUGCCAUCAAGGGUUUCAGUUCAGUGACCAAGGAGCACACCACAUUCACAGACACCAACCUGUAA
Molecule: messenger RNA, 14757 nt
Organism: Chrysochloris asiatica (Cape golden mole)
Lineage: Eukaryota; Metazoa; Chordata; Mammalia; Afrosoricida; Chrysochloridae
Gene: USH2A
Product: Usher syndrome 2A (autosomal recessive, mild)
Molecular function (GO): protein binding
Source: RefSeq, a predicted model, not a curated record